Heterocephalus glaber (naked mole-rat) is the source of this 3321-nucleotide messenger RNA. It is a transcript of the gene Prkag2, whose product is annotated as protein kinase AMP-activated non-catalytic subunit gamma 2. Gene Ontology annotation, cellular component: cytoplasm; nucleotide-activated protein kinase complex; nucleus. The record is from RefSeq and is a predicted model, not a curated record. Gene Ontology annotation, molecular function: protein kinase binding; AMP binding; protein kinase regulator activity. Gene Ontology annotation, biological process: regulation of catalytic activity; protein phosphorylation. NCBI's taxonomy places the organism in Eukaryota, Metazoa, Chordata, Mammalia, Rodentia, Bathyergidae.
AUACGGACCGUCUCACUCUCUCCACCUAGACUCAAGCACCUGAGCUCGGUUUUCCAAAUUGUUGUUUUUAAUUGCACCUGCCUCGGAGAUUACCUCCGGGAGGCUGUGGGAGGAGCCUAGAGGGUGGAAAAUGCUGCCUCGCUUUGCAAAAGGAAGAAAACUUUGUCACCCAGCAGAAGACCGCUGCCACGCGUAACCAGCGCAAGCUCGGGCUUCGACUCCGACUUUGCACCCGAUAGAUCCGUAGGAGAAAGAGGGAGCCGAACUCCGCGGUCCCCGGACCUCUAGUCUUUGGGUGUCGUGGCGCGAGUUCCCUGCUCCACCCCCUCCCCGCGGAAGUCCCCACGCGGUGUCUUCACGAGGGAAAAACAGUCAUAAAGAGCGCGUGACCCGGGACCAACGUUGGCCAGAGGCCGGAGGAGGCAGGGAGGGGACUGAACCCCAGGGACGAGUCCCCGGCUUAACUUCGGGUUAAAGUUAUGGGAAGCGCGGCCAUGGACACCAAGAAGAAGAAAGAGGUUUCCAGCUCCGGCGGGAGCGGCGGCAAGAAGAAUCCCAGCCAGAAGAGGCGAUCGCUGCGAGUGCUCAUUCCGGACCUGAGUUCCUUUGCCAUGCCACUCCUCGAUGGAGACCUGGACAGCUCAGAAAAGCAUUCCUCCCGUAAGAUGGACAGCCCCCUCGGCUCGGGCAGCCCCUCCAGAGGGCUCUUCUCCAGAGGCCCCCAGGCCCGGCCCUCCAGCCCCAUGUCUGCUCCCGUGAGACCCAAGACCAGCCCGGGCUCUCCCAAAACCGUGUUCCCGUUCUCCUACCAGGAGUCCCCGCCACGCUCACCGCGACGCAUGAGCUUCAGCGGGAUCUUCCGCUCCUCAUCCAAAGAGUCUUCCCCCAACUCCAACCCAUCUACCUCGCCCGGGGGCAUCAGGUUCUUCUCCCGCUCCAGAAAAACCUCAAGCGUCUCCUCUUCCCCGUCCACUCCCACCCAAGUGACCAAGCAGCACACGUUUCCUCUCGAGUCCUACAAGCAGGAGCCCGAGCGCCUGGAAAAUCGCAUCUAUGCCUCCUCGCCCCCGGACACUGGCCAGCGCUUCUGCCUGGGCUUCCAGAGCCCAGCCAGGCUACCGCUGGCCUCCCCCACGCACCAUGCUGCACCCAAGACCGCGGCGCUGGCGGCGGCCCCCGGACCCGCGGAAGCCGGCAUGCUGGAGAAGCUGGAGUUCGAGGAGGAAGCAGAAGACUCAGAAAGUGGUGUUUACAUGCGAUUCAUGAGGUCACACAAGUGUUAUGACAUUGUUCCAACUAGUUCAAAGCUUGUCGUCUUUGACACUACAUUACAAGUGAAAAAGGCCUUUUUUGCUUUGGUAGCCAACGGUGUCCGAGCAGCGCCACUGUGGGAAAGUAAAAAGCAGAGUUUUGUAGGAAUGCUAACAAUCACAGAUUUCAUAAAUAUACUACAUAGAUACUAUAAAUCACCUAUGGUACAGAUUUAUGAAUUAGAGGAACAUAAAAUUGAAACGUGGAGGGAGCUUUAUUUACAAGAAACAUUUAAGCCUUUAGUGAAUAUAUCUCCAGAUGCAAGCCUCUUCGAUGCUGUAUACUCGUUGAUCAAAAAUAAAAUCCACAGAUUGCCAGUCAUUGACCCUAUCAGUGGGAAUGCACUUUAUAUCCUUACCCACAAAAGAAUCCUCAAGUUCCUCCAGCUUUUUAUGUCCGACAUGCCAAAGCCCGCCUUCAUGAAGCAGAACCUGCAGGAGCUGGGGAUAGGAACCUACCGAAGUAUUGCCUUCAUCCACCCAGACACGCCUAUCAUCAAAGCCCUGAACAUAUUCGUGGAGAGACGGAUAUCAGCGCUGCCUGUGGUGGACAAAUCGGGAAAAGUUGUAGAUAUUUAUUCCAAAUUUGAUGUAAUUAAUCUUGCUGCUGAGAAAACCUAUAAUAACCUGGACAUCACCGUGACACAGGCUCUGCAGCAUCGAUCGCAGUAUUUCGAAGGCGUUGUGAAGUGCAGUAAGCUGGAAACACUGGAGACCAUUGUGGACAGGAUAGUGAGAGCCGAGGUGCAUCGGCUGGUGGUGGUGAACGAGGCCGACAGUAUCGUGGGCAUCAUUUCUCUGUCUGACAUCCUGCAAGCCCUGGUCCUCACGCCAGCAGGUGCAGCGCCAAAGGAGACGGAAGCAGAAUGACCGCUGUGAACAUAGACACCCUCGCAGGAGAACCUCAGGUUCCCGGCUCAAGUCUUGCCACAUGAACACUGGCUGCAACAGAAGAGAGGAAAGUGGCUAAGAAUGUGUAUCAGGGUUUAGCAAUGGGUAUUUUUUUCCAGUGAUGUAAGCAUAAAAAACAAAAACGAUUUUCUGUGCUCGAAGAUGCAGGCUUUCAUUGAGAGACUGUUUUCAGGCAUUCAUCUGAAGGAUUUCAAAUACUGUAUGUCAUUAAAGUGCACUGUGUUCUGAAAUUCUCCUUAUUUUUCAUUUCAAAGAAUGCACUGAUUUGGGACAGGUGAUGUGACAUAAGGUGAGUGCGCGACACUCUCAGAUCCCAGUGCCUUAUGUCCGAACCAGCAAUAUGUGAUCGCUGCUGCCGCCGGCCAAGCACAGAGAGCGGCCCCCAGCUCGAGUAUGGAAAGGAAAAGUCUGAACGUUCCACCAAACCAGUCGUUUCCACCAGACUUGCCGAGAAGUCGCAAGCUGAAUAUAAGUAAUUACUUACAAUUUCUGUGACACUUUUCCGUUUGAAGCGUUUCUGUUCUGAGCUACCCUGUGAAGGAGGCUGCUUGACAACAGCUCUAUUUAUUUUUAUUUCCAUAGGGUUUUUUUUUUCACACAUCUUUUGGUGGGGAAACUUCACCGCAUCCACUAAUAAACUCUUGGUUGCUGUUUGAAAAUGGCCAAUUUCUCAUAAUUUAAGCAUUUGGCAGGAGAUGACUUCUAAAGUAGCCACCGUGGGGUUCUUAGAAGCAAGUGUGGAAACGGGAACCAAGUGCCAGAGGUGUUUGGUUUUGGGGGGUUUUUUUAAAUAAAAUCAUGACAUUAUGGCUGGGGAUUUAGCUCAGUGGUUCUGCCGCCUGCCUCACAAGUGCGAGGUCCUGAGUUCGAUCCCCGGUACCAAAAAAAUAAAUAAAAUCAUGACAUUUGUACAACCGCCAAAGAGAUUGUACAUUUUAUUGUGGCACAUACAGUAUUGUCAUGCAGUUGAAGGAAACCAGGGUUUCCUCAUUGUGAGUAUUUGCAAAUGUUAACACUGUUUAAAUAUGGGGAAAAUUUGAGGUUUUGUUUUUUGAGGGUUUUUUUCGGACUGAAAAAUUAAAAUAAAUCCUACUAUUGA